This is a messenger RNA of Diorhabda carinulata, 1431 nucleotides long. RefSeq lists its product as uncharacterized. The record is from RefSeq and is a predicted model, not a curated record. Lineage: Eukaryota; Metazoa; Arthropoda; Insecta; Coleoptera; Chrysomelidae. The transcript has 2 exons. The coding region runs from base 949 to 1296 and encodes 115 amino acids.
AAAAAUCUGCGUUUCUUGUAUUAGGCCGACACAAUGUAAUUGUUAGUGUAGAGGGGGCAAACAGUGUACAGUGAAAAUCAGCGUUUCUAGAAUAAAAUUGGACCAGCAAAAGGAGGAAAUAAUUAUGGAAAGUGAAGGAAAAAUGUGCUGUUGCUUCCUGAAGAUGAUAACAUUGUUAUAGAAACGAAAAUGAAUUCAAUUUUCUGUCCUCGUAAAUAGGUCGUAAUUAUCUAGGAGAAGAAAAAUAUUUAACGGCCAUUAAAACAAAUGUUUAUAGAAUUGAAGCACCCUUUAGACCAAUGACUACAAUCACCCAUAUAGUACCAACAUAAAAUUAUGUACUAUUGCGUUAUUGGUGCCAACUUUAUAUUGACUUAAUCUUCAGUUAUUCGUCUAUAAAAUAAUUUGUGAUAAAUGAUCAGAAUCAUAGAUAAAAUAUAAAGAAAGAGAAUCGCCAACAUAAAAUUUACUAUUGCAUCACUUGUGCCAACUUUAAGUUGACAAAUCUCUAACUUAACUUAAUUUUGAGUAAUUUAUCUACAAAAUAGCUUGCGAUUAACGAUCAAAAUCAUAGAUUAAUUUUAUAUAUAAAGAAAGGGAAUCACCAAUGUAUUACUAACAAAAUUAUUAACUAUUACGUCAUUUUUCUUAACAUUACAUUGACAAAUCCCUCUAACUUUGAGUUGAGAGUUAUUCAUAUAUAAUAGUCUCUACUCAACGACCAGAAUCAUAGAUAAAUUUAAUGUUCAAAGAAUCAACAAGAUACUACUAUCAAAUUAUUAAUGUUUCUUUAAAUAAUAAUGAAUAUAAGUUUACAGAUACGCCUUAAACGGAAAAUAAGUAUUUUCUGAAAUUAUAAAAUAAGUGGCUAAUGAUAUCAACUAUCAUUCAAUAUUAAAUAUAAAAAAGAAGAGUUACUUUUUGGUUAUGCUAGUUACCUAACCAAAAAUGACUUUAUUUAGAUUUAGGUGGUUGAGAAGAUACAUUAGAAGAAAUACAAAUCCUAUUCCUAUAGAUAGAGCGGCGCUUUGGAAGCAAAGAAUAGCUGUAACUUAUUCGAUUAUCGCUUGGAACGCUUUCGGUUUCGUAGCAUAUAUGAUAUAUCAAGGUAAAGCGGAUUGGGCUAAAUAUUAUGAUGUAAAAUCAGAAGAUGAUGUUAAUGUAUCACCAGGUCACCAAUGGGCCAAAACCCUCGGUAUUGAAAACGCCCAAGUCUAUAGAGUAAAAGGAUUAUCGUUGAAUAAAAUAGAUGAGGAACAAGGUGUAAAUAAUAAAAAAACUUUAGUAGAUGGAUAAUUUUUUUUAUAAAAUAUAAUCACAAAGUUAAGUAGAACUUAUGUAAACUUUAAAAAAUAAAUAACAUUGUUAUUUGGAAUAAAAAAAAUUUAAAAUAAGGAACAGUGUUAAUUGAGUCAUUUGAACUACCUAUUC